CGUGUAUGCACCAGUUGCUGCUGGAUAAGAUAAGGCGGAACACAAUUGUUCCGGUCCGAGAUAAAUCAGCCAUCGAAAAAAAGUUGCCCGCAUGGCGAAUAAUCCGGGGAAUAAUUUCUAGCUAAAUAGCACCCUCACCGUCCCUCGUUAACUCUCGCUCCGCAACCAUAGGGUUCUUGCGCUUUCUUGCCCCGUGGUUGGGGAGACAGAUUCCUAAAUCACGGCAUUCAAACCUCCUCAAGAUGACGAUUUCCGAGACACAACCCGUUUCGCAAAGCAACGGCGAGGCGCAAAAUGCGCCUGCCCACGCAACUACACAACCGAGGAAGAAGCUGCAGGGUAGGGAGUUAUACAAGAGCAUAGGGAGUCCUAAGUAUAUUGUGGCUCCUAUGGUGGAUCGGUCUGAAUUUGCCUGGCGCAUGCUUACUCGCUCGUUCAUGCCUCGCGAUGACCCCAGGCCACUGCUUGCAUAUUCGCCCAUGUUCCACGCGCGCUUGUUUCGUGAGCAGGCCGGCAUGCGCCUGCAACAUUUCCAGCCCACCCGCGCUGCUAUCAAAGGCGAUGAUACCCCCUAUCUUGACGGAAACCCUUCAAUAGACCGGCCUCUUUUUGUGCAAUUCUGCGCGAACGACCCGGAUGAUUUCUUGGAAGCUGCGCGCCACGUAGCGCCAUACUGUGACGCUGUAGAUUUGAAUCUUGGGUGUCCUCAAGGGAUUGCGAGACGAGGUCACUACGGGGCUUUCCUUCAGGAGGAUUGGGAUCUGAUCUAUAAACUGAUUAACAAAUUACACAACGAAUUGGAUGUCCCCAUUACCGCCAAAUUUCGCAUACAGGAGUCGAAAGAGAAGACCUUGGAAUACGCAAAGAUGAUCCUAUCCGCUGGGGCAAGCAUAAUCACCCUCCAUGGACGCACGAGAGAGCAGAAAGGUCACAAUACGGGUAUGGCGGAUUGGAGUUAUAUUCGUUACCUUCGUGACAAUCUGCCCCCGGACACGGUUAUAUUCGCCAAUGGCAACAUCCUGAACUAUGAUGACCUGGAACGUUGUCUUGAAGCGACAGGUGCUGAUGGCGUGAUGAGCGCUGAAGGAAACCUGUCGGACCCAGCCGUGUUCAGCAUUCCUCCCGCUGUGGGAAGUGAAGGUAGGGAAUACUGGCGUGGCCGGGAUGGAAAGGGUGGAUACCGAAUUGACGCCAUCUUCCGGCGGUAUCUGGAUAUUAUCUACAAAUAUGUCCUUGAGCAACCUGUACCGGACAGGAAACCCCUUUAUCUGCCGUCAGACCCUGACGAGCCGGAAACAACGAAAACAACGAUAGAACCCGCCGCAGAGGAGGCCGAGGAAGACGGGCCACCAAAAAAGAAACAAAAGCGUGACAAGUCGAAAAGACCCAAUUCGCCCAGUCUUGGGGUGAUGCAGGGGCACCUUUUCCAACUACUUCGCCCGAUGGUUGCGAAACAUACCAAUGUUCGGGACGCACUUGCACGGUCAAGGCCAGGCGACAUGGCUGCGUUCGAGCAUACCCUGGCUCUCACCGAAAAGGCAAUUAAAGAAGGCCUUAAGGAAUACGAGCAAUUCCCGGAACGCUUUGAGACAGCUCCUAACCAAGAGCUCACAGGCUCCAAGGCGACGAUUGCCGAGUAUGGCAGGCCGUGGUGGGUCUGCCAACCACACAUUCGGCCCCUGCCUGAGGAAGCCUUAGAGAACGGAGCCCUCACAGAGAAGAAAAAGAACACGAAACAAGACAAGACCAAGACCGAAGCACCCGCAGAGAAAGCCAUUACCCCUGCUGAAGGGGCUAGCGCUCCCGAAAGCUCGACCAAUCCGUCAGCUGCAGCAACACCGGACGCCUUGGUAAGCGGUUAAAGCGAACGUCUCGACACAGCAUCCCCAUUCAAUACAGUUAAAGCGCACCGACUAUAGACAUCCUACCUACCUACCACAGAAGCCCACAAUACCCACGACAGUUACGGUAUAUAGAGUUCUAGACAUUUAUGCAUAGCAUUCUGAGUUCAAAUAUCAACUCCAAGAAACCACAUACCAUCAUGGUCUCUUGUCCAGCCUGGUAUCUCAGUAGAAACAAAGCCAAAAAAAAUAAUAAAUAAAUAAAAAUAAAAAUAAAAAAUAAAAAGAAACCUCCAACUCCAAACCCCAAAUCCAAAACCCAACCCUAAAAAUCCAAAACCAAUUGCGGCGCCAUCUU
Molecule: messenger RNA, 2199 nt
Organism: Aspergillus alliaceus
Lineage: Eukaryota; Fungi; Ascomycota; Eurotiomycetes; Eurotiales; Aspergillaceae
Product: tRNA-dihydrouridine synthase family protein
Exons: 2
Coding region: 243-1862 (539 amino acids)
Biological process (GO): tRNA processing
Molecular function (GO): tRNA dihydrouridine synthase activity; flavin adenine dinucleotide binding
Source: RefSeq, a predicted model, not a curated record